Paramecium sonneborni is the source of this 1679-nucleotide messenger RNA. Lineage: Eukaryota; Ciliophora; Oligohymenophorea; Peniculida; Parameciidae. The record is from the annotation of a GenBank genome assembly.
AUGAAUGUUAAUUUAAUCUGUCCUCAACACAAAUAACAAGUUAUACAAGCUUGUAUCGAUUUAGAUUGCUCAGUAUUCCCUUUCAUGUGUAAAGUAUGUAUGACAGAUUAAAAAACCAUUUCUUAACAUACAAAACACAAUCAAUGCUUAAUACCUUACUAGUAAUAUGUAACGUUGAUGAGUAAAUAAAUCGAAGACCAUGUACAUGAUGCUAACAAAUAUAUUGAUCUCUUUAGCAAAGAAUCUUAAGUAGUCUAAUAAAUUUUGUUAACAGAUGAACAUUUGAAUAAUAUGGAAGGAUAUGUGAGAUCAUAAAAGCAAUAAAUUGAAUUAGAUAUCAAUUAAGCAUUAGAAUCCAUCACAUUGCUUUUUGAAUUGCAUAAAACAGAGCUAUUGAACAAAUUAGAUCAAUAUCUUAAAAUAUACAAAAACAACUUUUUUAUCCUUAAAGAACAACUAGAACCUAUUCAUUUCCUUCUAACAAAAUGUAAAUAUUAUGGAAAUGAGAAUAAUUUAAAAGUAAAGUUAAUCUCUAUAAUAGUAAAAAUUACAUACUAAACCUGAUUUAGGCUCAUAAAUUAAAGUAUCAAUCAAAUAAAUGUCUAUAAUGAAGAAACCUGAAUUAUUAAAAUAAGUAUUGGAUAAAGUCAAAAAAGCUUAAGAAUUAGAAUAUAACAAUGAAAAUUUUACUAGAUUAUUAACUGAUGCUAUGAAUUCAAUUAAAGACUAUUAUAUCAAGAAUGUCAGUAUUCCUAAUCAAACACUAAUAGAAAUUAACCAAUAACCUACAAUACCUACUACUAUUUAAGCAAUAUCAUCACCUCCAAUUAAAAGUAAAUCUAUGGAUGCAUCAAAUGCUGAUAAAGUAACAAUGUUGGAUGAUAACAAAACAGUGAUUUCUGCAGUGGAUACUAAAAUCUCUCUAUAAAAUUAGUUAUAACCCAUUAUCAUUCCAAAUAUUAAUGUUUAAAUAUUAGAUAAUAGAAUAAUUGAAGAUAUUACUUAAUCAAGAGUAAUUUUAAUAUUAUAUUUUUAGAAUCAUUCCAAUUAAAGAUUUAGAAUUAAAAAAAAGUUAAGUAUUGAAUUCUAAGUGACAUCAUUGGCUCUUGUUAGUAAUUCAUCUGUUGCUUUAGGAUUAGCUGAUGGAACAGUCAAAUUAUUAGAUAUGACUACAAGUAAAGUUAGUUUCUAUCCUAAUACUUAUAUUCAACAUACUAAACCAGUCUCUCAACUUUUAAUUUUAAAAUAAAAUAGAGGGACAAGGUUGGCAUCUUUAAGUGAAGAAAAUUAUGCUAUUAUUUGGACUUUGGGAGAAAAUUAUGUACCCUAUCCAGAAAGAAAAUUAAUUGGAUUUAAAUCUAAAUUGAAUAGAAUCAUGGAUAUAGCUGAUUCAUCUCAUCUUCUUUGUUAGAGUGAUACUAAUCUCUAAGUUAUCAAUUAUCAUGAUAAUCGAAUAGCUUUUUCUUUUGAUUUUAAAACUUAACUUAUUGAAUUUCUUUAUGUAAGCAAACAUGAGAAGUUUGCCACUAUUUCAUAGGGAAAUAUUGUCUCUAUCUACAGUUUAAAAAUAAGCAAUAAUCUGUAAGGAGCAAUGUUGUUAGUUAAUUGUGAACUAGAAUUUAUUCAAUCAGCUCUUCUAUCUCUAAUAUAAGUACAUGUAUUGCCACAGAAUAUUUGAA